This is a messenger RNA of Erigeron canadensis, 993 nucleotides long. RefSeq lists its product as uncharacterized. The record is from RefSeq and is a predicted model, not a curated record. The coding region runs from base 1 to 993 and encodes 330 amino acids. NCBI's taxonomy places the organism in Eukaryota, Viridiplantae, Streptophyta, Magnoliopsida, Asterales, Asteraceae. The transcript has a single exon.
AUGAAAAGAAGAGAAGUAAAAGGGCCUCCUUCAACAGAUCUGUUAGUGUGUUUUCCCACAAGAUCUCAUCUUACAUUGAUGCCGAAAACAAUUUCUAGCCCAUCAAGAUCCUCCUCAACUACACAUAAAAACCACCAUUGCGGAAAAUCAAUAGGUAAUGGUGGUCAUGAUUGUAGUUUAUGGCCCAAAAGGAACCAAGUUGGGUCCGAGCUAUCUGAGCCAACCUCUCCAAAAGUGACUUGUGUUGGACAGAUCAAGGCUCGGCCCAAGUCUAGAUCAUGCAAGAAUUGGCAAUCGGUUAUGGAAGAGAUUGAGAGACUUCAUAAUAGCAAGAAAGAUAAAAAGAAACCAACUUGGGGUGAUGUAAUAGGGUUCAAGAAAGAAUCCAUGCAAUUCUUGACAUCUUUGAGGAGUUUAAAAUUUGAUUUAGGAUGUUUUGGUGCAUUUCCAAAUGCAGAUAUUAUUUCAAACGAAGAUGAAGAUGAAGACGGCGAAGAUGAAGUGGGAUCAUCAAAAAGUACAUUUUCAAAAUGGUUUAUGGUUUUAGAGGAGAAUCAAGAUUGUGGUUUGCAUGGAAAAGAAAAAAUUAAAACACCUAAUAAAGAUGAUUACAAUAAUGAUGAUGUAACUCAAGCUCCAUGUGUGCCACCAUCAAAUGCACUCUUGUUGAUGCGAUGUCGUUCAGCACCUACGAAAAGCUUGUUAGAAAAGAAGCAAGACGUAGGAGAUGAUGAUGACGAUAAUGAUGAAGAACACGACAAAGAUGAUCAUGAUUGUGAUCAUAAUAAUGAGAAUGAUGAUGAUGAAAAGAAAAGGGAAAAUUUGAUGGAGUUGAUGAAAUAUGAAGGUGAUUAUUUUUACAAACUAUCAUGUGAUAUUGCAAAAGAAACGUGGAUUGUUGGUGGAUCCAAGAAAGAACCAAUUUCAAGAACUCAAAGUUCAAAAAGAUGUUCAACCGAAUGUCUUCAAGAAGUUAAAGCUUGUUUACAAUGA